GUGGAUUAUGUGACAACAUCAUCCAGGACAUCAUCUAUGGCUUCCUGGUUCUGCCCAACUCCAUCAAAAUCCCUCUGGUGGGAGAAGCUCAACUGGCCCAGUUGCGCUUCCCCAUGCCCAAGGGCCUCCUGAGAAUCCACUUCAUCGAGGCCCAGGACUUGCUGAGUAAAGACAAGUUACUCGGAGGGCUGAUUAAAGGCAAGUCCGAUCCGUACGGGGUCAUCCAGGUCGGGACCCAAGCCUUCAAGAGCAAAGUCAAACACGAGACCAUCAACCCAAAAUGGAACGAGGUGUACGAGGCCUUGGUGUACGAUCACUCAGGACCCAAUCUUGGCAUCGAGCUGUUUGACGAAGACCCCGACAAAGACGACUUUCUGGGAAGUCUGGUGAUCAACCUGGCCGAGCUCCAGAGGGAUCAGAAGGUCGACUCGUGGUUUGAUUUGGAGGAAGUGGCCUCAGGGAAGCUGCACCUCAGACUGGAGUGGUUAUCUGUGCUGUCCACACCUGAGAAGCUGGACCAGGCGCUGAUGAGCAUCAAAGCUGAUCGCGGUCAAGCCAACGACGGCCUGUCGUCCGCGCUGCUCGUCGUCUUCCUGGAUUCCGCCAAAAACCUCCCGAGCGUCUUCGAGGGGAACUUGGGCUCUGGCUACUUAAAAGAGAGGCGGACGGCCGGCCUCGUGUUUUGCGAGAACACCGCCUCUCUCUAUAGGACCUUGUUUCGCAAUCCGUUAGAGUUCAACCCAUCGGGGCUGAAGAGGGCCUCGGUCAGUAAGGCCAUCAAGUCCGGUAAAAAAGUGACCAGUGAUCCCAGUCCGUUAGUCCAGUUCACAGUGGGACACAAAUCCUUCGAGAGCAAGACCAGAUAUAAAACCAAUGAGCCCGUGUGGGAGGAGGCCUUCACCUUCCUCAUACACAACCCCAGGAGCCAAGAGCUGAAAGUUGAGCUGAAGGAUGAGAAACACGAAUGUUCACUGGGGACAAUAAAUCUGCCUCUGAGUCGCCUCCUGGAGGCCGAAGACAUGACGCUGAACCAGAGCUUCCCCCUGAAGAACUCUGGGCCGAGCUGCACCGUCAAGAUGAAGAUGGCUCUGCGGGUGUUGUGCCAGGUGAAGGACACUUCCGCAGCCUCAAACUCCGCCCCGUCCUCGGCGCUGGUCGGUAAGUCCUCCAGCCAGACGCCGCGAACGUCCGUCUCCUCAGACUCGAAGCCUCCCUCCAACGCCCCUGAAAGCCUCCCCUCGGCGUCUCCGUCGGCCCAGGACCUGAUGAACCGGCAGAGGGACACGGACGAAUAUGUCCGGUCUCCUGGAAGCACGGACUUGGGGCAGGGCGGAGGGGAAAGAGGAGGUCAUAGCCUGGCGGAGUCCGGCAGGAGCAGCUCUAAUCUCGCCAUCUCGGGCUCCCAGCAGUACCUGGCCGGAGGCAAAGAGCCGACGCCCAGCAUCGCAUCGGACAUCUCCAACCCCUACGCUACGCAGGAGCUGCAGCAGAGGCUCCACCUACUGCAGAACGGCUCAGGCCCCAGUUACUUCCCGCUGGGUGAGGUCCAGCUGACGGUCAGACACAGCUCGCAGAGGAACAAGCUCAUCGUCGUGGUUCACGCCUGCAGAAACCUGAUCGCCUUCACUGAUCAGGGGUCAGAUCCGUACGUCCGCCUCUACCUGCUUCCUGACAAACGGAGGUCCGGCAGGAGGAAAACUCACACGUUCAAGAAAACCCUCAACCCCGUUUAUGAUCAGACGUUUGAGUUCAGCGUCUCCCUCGUGGAGCUCCACAGACGGACCCUGGACGUGGCCGUGAAGAACAGCGGAGGUCUGCUCUCCAAACACAAAGGCCUUCUGGGAAAGGUUCUGGUGGACUUGACUCAUGAUGACAUCACAAAGGGUUGGACACAAUGGUAUGAGCUGAGCGAGGACGGUCUGACGAGGCCUCAGCAGCUAUAGACGUCAACGACACGUCGUCAUGACAACAUAUCGCCGCUUGACGUCGUUGCACCACGUUAUUUUAUUUUUCAUCACUUGUAACUGUAAAAAAAAAAAAAAAAAAAGCAGAAAAGCAGCUUUCGAUUCAUUUAAUCACAUCAGUCGCAAGGCAAACGUCCCCUUUAAGAAGUGAGUGAGAGUAUAUAUGCAACGAGUAGAAAACUAUAUAUGACUCAAUAUACAGUAGAAUCUAUUUUAGUCGUAAAGAUCGAAGAUGCGGAGGUUUGUAAAUAAUGUAAAGUGAUGCAGGAGGAAACAGACGUGCAGAGGAAGAUGUCCGAGGUCUCUGACUUGGCCAAACGAUUGUUUGUAAUUUUAUCUGUUUUCAUGAUUGUUGUUAUUUUUUUCUUUUUUAAUUGCUAAAUAUUCUGGACGGAGUUUCAGAGGCAGAGCGGGCGGCCGGCCGUGUGCAGGGAGAGACGUCACCAAAGAGGGCAGAAGUAUUUUUAUUUUUCCACCCUCGUGGAUUUUGGCAACACAACUGUACGCUGGCUUUAUUCCACUUUAAUAACGUGUGUAUUAACCACGCGAUGAGAACUUUAACAACACAAAUAUCGUGUUUCAUAUGAUGCAAGUUUAUUUCGCUCGAUAUCACAGACUUAAUAUACCUGCUGUUACACUGAAAUGAGGCCGCCACCUGAUUUUAAAAAAAACUAUUUGCACAUUUGUGUGUGUGUGUGUGUUUUUUAUGUGGUCGGGGAUCAUCUUUGUUCUUAUCAGCAACAUUUCCUGAAUUCAUUUAGGAUGAACACAUCAGUUUUAUCAGAUAAUUUCAUCUCAGAUUCAUUAAAUUCUUGUUUUUCUAAAUGUAAAAUUCAAAGAUUAAAGUCUUGAAAUGAUGAAAUAACGGUUUUAAAGGAAUACGCUUUGUUUUGGCUUUUUCACCGAACGUUAAACGCGAGUUUGAGUCCACCUGCUCUCACCUUUUCAGUUCAUUAGUUAUUACAUCAUAUGUCACAUUAAAUCGUUUUAUUGUUUGCUUGUAUGGAACAAACAAGAAAUCCACCAAAUAACCUCGGUGAAACCUCCAACGGAUGUUUUUACACUCAUCCCUGUCGCCGUGCUUUAUGCUAAGCUAAGCUAAGCUAACGGUCUCCUGGUUAAAAAAGAAAGAAAACAUGGAUUUAUCAAAAUAUUGAACUGUUCCUGAGUCACGUUGGACUUGAUUUAAAAAUGAAAAGUGUGAAAAACAACAUUUGUGUUAAAAAUAAAGACGUAAAGCAGCAGAGUGGUGAGAGAUCCACCCCCCCCCCCCCUUAUCGUUCGACCCCUAUUCUAAGAUAAUGAACAGUUUGUACAAAAACAGAUGAAUGGAUUCACCAGACACCUUCAAACUCAUUUAUCUUGAAGAUGCUUUUAAUCCCAAACUCUUUAUUUCCCACUUCCUGUUGUGUUCGUCGCUCACGUUUUGUCAAACAUCGGUCUUAACGCUUCAUCGAGCGUCAUUUUCAAAUCUACAGUUACUCACAAAAUGUGUCGUCUGAAGCAAAACCAGUGACGAAAAUGACCUUUCUCUGGUUUCCUCUCGAUUUGUUGAGUUUUUUUUUGUGUUUGCUUUUAGUUUUUUUGUUUAGUUUUGUUUUCCUAUUUUGUAUAUUUGUUAUUUUUCAUUUUGUAUUUGUCGUCUUUUGUUUUUUCACAUUUGUUGUGCGUCGCCUUGUGUGAAUACUCUUGUUGUGUCGUUCUCUGUAAUGAAGCAUCGAUCUGACAACGCUCGCUCAGAUUUACACCAGAUCAGAUGAUUUGGUUGUGAAUCAGUCUUAGUAUCGAACACCUCGUUGUGUUUGUGUGUCAAUACGCAGUCAAACAUUAGUGAUUGUGUGUUGACGCUGAGGCGGCUGCAGUUUGACCUUUGCCUUGUUCUCAUCCACAUCAGGCAUCGAGAGUAUUUUACAUAAACGUCUGUAAACUCGUUUAAUGUCUCAGUGUUUUUUUCCAGCUGUCGUCCUCUUUGUCGUUUCCUGUGUUUCAGUCACAUCUGUAGUUUGUGUGUAAGCCGUCGGAUUUGAACGCUUUGCCUCUGCGGGUGCAGUGUGUCCUUGUUUAUCUUGUUUUUAUCUUGUGCCUUAAAAUUCACACGGCCCAGAGACAUUUACGUGUUUGAAAAGAACCAACGUGUUUCAGAACGUCUCCUUAAUGAAACGAAUAAAGAGCUUCGGCUGUAGCAGCAGGAAGCUGAACAGCA
This is a messenger RNA of Paralichthys olivaceus (Japanese flounder), 4167 nucleotides long. The record is from RefSeq and is a predicted model, not a curated record. Lineage: Eukaryota; Metazoa; Chordata; Actinopteri; Pleuronectiformes; Paralichthyidae.